Molecule: messenger RNA, 594 nt
Organism: Coccidioides immitis RS
Lineage: Eukaryota; Fungi; Ascomycota; Eurotiomycetes; Onygenales; Onygenaceae
Exons: 1
Coding region: 1-594 (197 amino acids)
Source: RefSeq, a predicted model, not a curated record
AUGGCUGCCUCUUCUGAGCAGGCUGGAAUCCAAAUGCCAAGGGGCAAGGGCUUAGAGGUUUCAAAGCACGGUGAUCUGGGACGACCUUGUUCUGCCAAAUUCUGCCCACCCCGGGGUCAUGCAGCCAGCGUGGCGACAACCACAGCAGCCAAAGAGCGAUGGAGCAUCCGAUGUCCACUCGAUUCCCAUUGGCCCUCGGUUGUGCCAGGGGAUCGUCCACUCGAGGGAACCACAUUUGACAGCGGAAGAGGGUGGCAACCACCAGUCUGCGUCCUCCCGCCGCCUAAGAAGCCUGGAGAUUGGGAUGAUCACCCUGCACAUGGGUGGUUCGUACCGAGAAGGUACCAUGUCGCCGGAAAAAUGAUGGUCGAGAUACGGUGCGGUGACUUUCGUGCAGGUAAAGGCGAACCUGCCGCAGCGCUUUUCCCCCCCAAUUGGCAUUCCAACAAUCUCACUGGUCGGAACAGCCCCCUUGUCCUUGUCAGUCAAAACCUAGUGGGCUGGUUUACUCCGUACAUAAGUUGCAUAUACCAAUGGGCUCAUGUCUCCGUUGUGAUUGCAAGUCAGGAUCUCUCGCUUCGAGAGGGACCUUGA